Carassius carassius (crucian carp) is the source of this 1103-nucleotide messenger RNA. RefSeq names its product CDAN1 interacting nuclease 1 (gene cdin1). The coding region runs from base 180 to 1097 and encodes 305 amino acids. The record is from RefSeq and is a predicted model, not a curated record. Gene Ontology annotation, cellular component: cytoplasm; nucleus. Gene Ontology annotation, biological process: erythrocyte differentiation. Lineage: Eukaryota; Metazoa; Chordata; Actinopteri; Cypriniformes; Cyprinidae. The transcript has 12 exons.
UCAGCUUUUCUCAAUGACAAUAAUCGCCCCGGCCAAUCAGGAGCGCCUUUACUCUUAUGUGACGUUUGAACCCGUUCGCGGGAGUUGAUCAGGAAGUGACGCUGUACCGUGGCGUGAGCGGCGGAGUCUGAAGUGUUUACAGUGUUGUUUGGAUUUUAAAGUGUUUUAAUCAUUAUUUCAUGAUGGAUUCGGUGUCGGGCAGCAGUGCAGCUGUCGCAGAUAAGCGGGUGAAUCAGAUGCAGAUCUGCAGAGCCGAGUACAGAGUGAUCGGGAGAUUCGUGGAGCAGCUGCGACCCACGAGACAGAGCAUGAAGACACUGCAGACUCAGUUCCCUCAUCUUCCUCCGUCCACUCUUCUGAGCAUCUUCUCCCAGGAGUACCAGAAAAGGAUGAAGCGCAGCAUGCCGAGGCAUCACGCUCCUGACGUGAUCAGAGCAUAUUAUCAGAGGUACCGCAGCGAAGCCAAGACUCGUCCUUCAGCCCCUCUGCUGCUGGAGCUCGCCCACCAGGUGGACCUGUCUCCGGCUCUCCUGGCCCGUCUGAUGGUGGAGUGUUUCCUGGAGGAGCGCCAGGCUUCAGUCGCAGCUUCCAGACAUGUCCUCAACAACAUGCUGCGUGAGCCAUAUUUAAUUCCAGACCUACUGUUAGCGAAGCACGUCGAGCAGUGCACAGUAAAUGACUGCUGUUAUGGACCGUUGGUCGACUGCAUCAAACAUGCCAUCGGUCUGGAGCACGAGGACCUGCUGCGAGACAAGCUCAGAGAGACCAACCUGUCCUUCUUAGACGAGAACCAGCUCCGUGCCAAAGGCUAUGACAAAACCCCGGACAUCAUUCUGGAGGUGCCCAUCGCUGUUGAUGGUCAUAUAGUUCACUGGAUUGAGAGCAAAGCUUCAUUUGGAGACGACCACAGCCAUCACACGUACCUAAAUGAGCAGUUCUGGAGCUACUGCAACAGGUUCGGUCCGGGUCUGGUCAUCUACUGGUACGGGUUCGUGUCUGAGCUGGACUGUCAGAGGGAGCGAGGGAUCCUGCUGAGAGACAGCUUCCCCUCGGACAUCGUGAGCCUGUGUCAGGGGCCGGUGCGGAGCCGCGUCUGAGUCUGA